Molecule: messenger RNA, 555 nt
Organism: Capronia coronata CBS 617.96
Lineage: Eukaryota; Fungi; Ascomycota; Eurotiomycetes; Chaetothyriales; Herpotrichiellaceae
Exons: 2
Coding region: 1-555 (184 amino acids)
Source: RefSeq, a predicted model, not a curated record
AUGCCAGAUACAUCCAUACUCUACUCUGCGGCUCCUUAUCAUAUUAUCAGCUAUGGCGUCCUCUUGGGUGCUGAAACCUUCCAGUCCUUCAUCGGCGGAAUCACAGCCUUCAAAGUCCUUCCUCGGCCACAGUUUGCAACUCUGCAAUCAGCUAUUUUCCCCAUCUACUUCUCAAUGCAAGCAGCUCUCCCCGUCAUCUUGGCCUUGACUUUCCCCGCCGAACGAACAGCCAUCGGCAUGACCUCGUCGAGUGUCUCAGGAGUCCUCGACCCCUCGAAUAGACUGCAUGUCUUGACACCACUCUUGACAAUGUUUGUCAGCGGUGUGCUGAACGCGACCUACAUCGGACCUGCGACAACAAAAUGUAUGCGAGAGCGAAAACACCAGGAGACAAGGGACGGAAAAAAGAGCUAUGACCCGCCUCCACAUAGCAAAGAGAUGCAGGCUCUGAACGAGAAAUUUGGCCGACUGCAUGCAGCAUCGUCGCUGGUCAAUAUGUUGGGCUGGGCAGCGACCAUUUGGUAUGGCUUUUACCUUGCCGAAAGAAUAUCUUGA